GCCAUUAGGAGCGCAAUUGGCCUGAAUGUCUUCCGCCUAAUUCCGGAUGAUGGGGCCAGCGUAAGCGUCCAACAAUUGGCACAAGAGACUGGAGCGGAUGAGAGACUUAUAUCACGUAUUCUUCGAGCUUGCGCCAGCACGCAUGUCUUCGACAAUCCCUCUGAAGGCCACUACUCUCACAAUGCUGCCUCAAGGGCUUUCUUGAAGGAGCAAAACCGAGACAUGUUCCAGCAAAUGUACGACUUCGUUGGCAAAGGCACCUACGCACUGCCUCAGUAUUUUAAACUCACAAACUGGAAGGACCCAAACGAUUACAAUAACAGUGCGUUUCAUUUAGGGCAAAACACAAAGCUCGGCUUUUGGGAGUACCUUAAAGAAGAUCCCGAGAGAAUGCGUCUUUUCAACAGUGGCAUGCGCUCUGUCGCAACCAUAGGCGGCGAGAACAAGAGCAGUGGACCUUUUCCAUUUGAGAUCCUCGUUGGCGCCGACCCCACCGAGCAAGUUACUGUUGUAGACGUUGGUGGUGGACGUGGACAGGCACUGGAGGCAAUACAUGAAAACUAUCCCUUAAUACAGUGGAACAUGAUCUUACAAGAUCAGCCAGAUGUGGUGGAAGAUGCCAAGGCAAAGGGUCUACCGUCAUAUAUCCAAGGUCAAGGUGGAUCCUUCUUUGAGCCUCAGACAGUCAAAGGCGCGCAUGCGUACAUCUUUCGUCGAAUAUUUCACGAUUGGAAUGACCAAGAUUCUCAGACCAUCUUGGAGCAGACCCGAUCUGCCUUAAGUCCCAGCUCUAGAAUCCUCAUCUUUGACACAGUCGUGCCCAGUGUUCAAGCUCCACGCGAUCUAGCUUUGCAGGAUCUCAAUAUGAUGAGCUUUGCGGGCAUGGAACGAACGGAUAGACAGUGGGAGGAAUUGCUCAAGGCUUCCGGGCUAAGACUGGUAAAAUUUUGGAGAUCUAAUGUAACUAAACACGCUGUGAUUGAAGGUUCUUUGCCCUAA
Messenger RNA from Trichoderma asperellum CBS 433.97, 999 nucleotides. The record is from RefSeq and is a predicted model, not a curated record. Lineage: Eukaryota; Fungi; Ascomycota; Sordariomycetes; Hypocreales; Hypocreaceae.